AUGGUAGUAAUACUAGUUUAUAUUGAUGACUUGUUGAUAACAGGAAAUGAUCAUGAGAUGGUAUUGGACACAAAGAAGAUUUUUCAAGAUAAAUUCAAGAUUAAGGAUUUAGGUAACUUGAGAUAUUGUUUAGGCAUUGAGUUUGCAAGGAGUGAGGCUGGAAUUCUUAUGCACCAGAGAAAAUAUUGUCUAGAGUUUAUAUCAGAUAUGGGGUUGUCCAACUCAAAGCCUGUUGGAGCUCCUAUGGAAUUAAAUCAGAAGCUUACCACAUCAAAAUUUGAUUCAUAUUUUCCACCUGUUGGAAGCACUGACAAGUUCUUAGAAGAUCCUACAAGAUAUCAAAAGCUUGUAGGCAGACUACUUUACUUGACUAUAACCAGGCCAGUUAUUGCAUGUGCAGUUCAACUUUUGAGUCAAUUCAUGCAUAAACCUAAAAUAUCUCAUAUGGAAGCAGCAAUGAGAGUGGUUAAGUAUGUCAAGAAUUCACCAGGAUUAGGAAUUCUUAUGACUUCUAAAGGUGCAAAGCAGUUGAGAGCAUUUUGUGAUGCAGAUUGGGCAUCAUGCCCAAACACCAGGAAAUCAACCACUGGAUACUUUGUGUUUUGUGGAGAUUCUUUGGUUUCUUGGAAAUCAAAGAAGCAAAAUACUAUCUCAAUAAGCUUAGCAGAGGCUGAGUACAGGAGUUUGGCAUCUACUGUGGCUGAGAUUGUGUGGCUAGUUGGACUGUACAAGGAAUUGGGAGUUGAUGUUGCUUUGCCAAUGUCCAUAUGCAGUGAUAGCAAGUCUUUAAUUCAAAUUACAGCUAAUCUAGUGUUCCAUGAAUGA
This is a messenger RNA of Capsicum annuum, 825 nucleotides long. RefSeq lists its product as uncharacterized. The transcript has a single exon. Bases 1 to 825 code for a protein of 274 amino acids. The record is from RefSeq and is a predicted model, not a curated record. NCBI's taxonomy places the organism in Eukaryota, Viridiplantae, Streptophyta, Magnoliopsida, Solanales, Solanaceae.